AUGUUCUCCCUCCGCACCGUCAUCGGUGCCUCCUCCGGUGCCCUCCGCCAAAUCCUCCCCUCUGUCUCCUACAGAACCGCUUCAUUACGGCCAUUCUCGCACAUGAUCCGGAAUGGCUUGACGAAACUUCGCGGACAAGCACAGGCUAGCAAUGCCGUUGCUGUGGGGGUUGCGUCUGCUCGUCAGAUUGAGCAGGUUCGCGGGAUGAAGACUCGUUCCUCUGUUAAGAGACUUUGUGAUGGUUGCAAGCCCGUCCAUCGUAAAGGUCGUGUCUACAUCAUCUGCUCGAAGAACCCCAAGCACAAGCAACGGCAAGGAAAAUAG
Messenger RNA from Penicillium arizonense, 324 nucleotides. RefSeq names its product 50S ribosomal protein L36. The record is from RefSeq and is a predicted model, not a curated record. Gene Ontology annotation, molecular function: structural constituent of ribosome. Lineage: Eukaryota; Fungi; Ascomycota; Eurotiomycetes; Eurotiales; Aspergillaceae. Bases 1 to 324 code for a protein of 107 amino acids. The transcript has 3 exons. Gene Ontology annotation, cellular component: ribosome. Gene Ontology annotation, biological process: translation.